Molecule: messenger RNA, 1566 nt
Organism: Haliotis rubra (blacklip abalone)
Lineage: Eukaryota; Metazoa; Mollusca; Gastropoda; Lepetellida; Haliotidae
Exons: 3
Coding region: 1-1566 (521 amino acids)
Source: RefSeq, a predicted model, not a curated record
AUGAGUAAAGAACAGAUGAAGGAGAUGCAGUGCGAUGUACAUGGUGUUCAGAGAUUUAACAAACACAGUUUUGGUAACCAUGGCAACCACAAACAUGAUAAAGAGAAAAGUCAAGAAGUAAAUAAAGAUGAGAUUUUUGUGCCAAUGACUGUAAAUGGCAGUGCGGAAAUAAACAUGAAGCUUGAUUCAGGUGCCCAAGUGAAUGUCUCAUCAGAUGAUGAGUUUCACAUAGUUCGUAGCAGAGCAGGUCCGCUGCGUCCAACUCAGACCAGACUUUUUGGUUAUGGUGGUGUUCCACUGAGGAUCUUAGGACUGACAACAUUACAAUGUCAAUACAAGGAAGUGUCGAAGAGCUUUGAUUUCAUCGUGGUGGAUCAUGACGAUGUACACUCACCUCCAGUAUUGGGACUCAAAGCUUGUAGAGAGAUGGGCUUGAUACAGGUUGUGUUGACAAUCACAAACUCUCCAGAUUGUGAAUCAGCUUCAAGGGAGAUUCUUAAAGAAUUCAAGGAUGUAUUCCAAGGGAUUGGAUGUAUCGAAGAUGAAUAUUGCAUAAAGAUUGAGGAAAAUGCAGUACCAGUUGUACAUGCUGUACGAAGGGGUCCUUUAGCUUUGGAUAAAAACAUUCACAAAGAAUUACAAAGAAUGGAGGAUUUAGGGGUGAUAUGUAAGGUAGAUGAACCAACCAGUUGGUACUUUGACCCAAAGACGUCAGUGACUCUUGAGACGGACGCAUCACAGAAUGGUGUAGGGGCAGUCAGAUUUCAGGAUAAGGGACCAGUUGCUUUCGCGUCGAAGGCAAUGACUAACUCGCAGAGGAACUAUGCCCAAAUAGAAAAGGAGAUGCUUGCCGUUCUAUUUGGUUAUGAAAAAUUUCACUACUAUCUGUUUGGGAGAAAUUUCAAAGUCAGAACCGAUCAUAAACCACUAGAAGUUGUUUUCAAGAAGCCAUUACAUGCUAUUCCCGUGAGACUUCAACGUUCCAGAAUGAGACUUCAGAUCUAUGAUGCAGAUGUAGAGUUCACACCUGGGAAGGAUGUUCCUGUAGCAGACAUGCUGUCUCGGCAUUUCAUAGAGUCUUCGUCAAACAAAGAUGACCUGUCUCUUGAUGAAGAUAUCCAGUCAUAUGUGCACAUGGUGACAAGCAACUUACCAGUAUCUGACAAGAAGAUGAAAGAGAUCAGAAAGGAAAGUAGUGAGGAUAGUCAACAUUUGAUGCUUAUGAAGAUAAUCAUGAACGGAUGGCCUCAGAAUUUGCAUGAUUGUCCAAGCAGUAUCAAGGAAUUUUGGACUUUCCGUGAUGAAUUGACAGUUAUAGAUGGAAUUGUCUACAAGGGUGACAAAAUUGUUAUUCCUAUUUCCAUGAGAAAGGAGAUGUUAGAGAGGAUACAUACAGGCCAUAUGGGAAUUGUCAAGUGCAAAGAAAGAGCUCGUGAUGACAUAUUCUGGCCGCGUAUGACAGCUGACAUUGAGAGAACUGUUGAUAAUUGUGGCACUUGUCAGCAGAACAGGAUGAAACAGUGCAAGGAACCGAUGACACCCAGUGAAGUUCCUAAGUUACCAUAG